AUGCUAGAUGACGUAUUAAGCUAUCUAAAGCGUCGUAAGAUAUCUAAUUCAUCGUCUACUGUUGUUCAAUCCCCUAUUGGGUUAAGUCAAAAUCAAAAUCAAACCCAAAAUCAAAAUCAAAACUUAUCUUUAAGAAAAAUCAGUUGUACCGAGUCUAAUCCGGUUGUUUGUACGCAAACAGUGCUUCCUACGGUUCAGUCUAGACUUCUGGCGGUAAAACAGGAGCAUACUGAGCAGUCAGUAGUUGAUUUACAUACGAUUCGUAAAUCUGAUCAGUUGAAGUGCCCGGGACUAGUCAUUGCUUAUAUUAAGGUACCUUUACAAGAUCAUUUGGCCGAUCAAGUGGUUUUAGCCGAUCAAACAGAUGAGUUAGUCUGUUCUGUACAUCCGAGUGUACAAGAAGUACACCAGCUUGAGAAGGAUACUAUCUUAGUUCUGGACUCACCGGCGGUCUGGCGACUCUCCCAUGCCAAGCACACCCCCGUGCUUAACCUUACCCUCAAGAACAUACAGCAAGUAGUACCAUACUAA
Messenger RNA from Nematocida homosporus, 531 nucleotides. RefSeq lists its product as uncharacterized. Gene Ontology annotation, biological process: recombinational repair. The record is from RefSeq and is a predicted model, not a curated record. The transcript has a single exon. NCBI's taxonomy places the organism in Eukaryota, Fungi, Microsporidia. Bases 1 to 531 code for a protein of 176 amino acids.